AUGUCCAAUAACAAAGGUGUCGAAGUACUCAAAGGAGCAUGGGAUCAAGUAAACGAUGAAAAUAUGGAUGAAUUUUUAAAAGAACUUGGCAUUGGAAUGGUUAAACGUAUGGCAGUUAAAAGCGUCAAGCCUCGUCUUGUUAUUAGCGAAAAUGGUGGUAAAUGGACAAUUCGAUCCGAAAGCACACUUAAAACGAAAACGAUUGAAUUUACACCUGAUGUUGAAUUUGACGAAACAACAGCUGAUGGACGUGAAGUUAAAACAAUCGUUCGAGUUAAAGGAAAUACAUUGGAACAUAUAAUACGAGGAAAGGAUGGAAAAGAAUGUAUAGUUGUUCGUUACAUAAAUGAUCGAGAUCAGCAACAAAUUGAUUUGAAAUGCGGUUCGGUACAAGCCCAUCGUUGGUUCAAACGUGUCGAAUAA
This is a messenger RNA of Adineta steineri, 423 nucleotides long. NCBI's taxonomy places the organism in Eukaryota, Metazoa, Rotifera, Eurotatoria, Adinetida, Adinetidae. The record is from the annotation of a GenBank genome assembly.